AUGUUUUCGAUGGUUAAAAGAUUCUCAAUUUUCAAUAGAAAUACUUUAUCAUUAUUUUCACAACGUAUAUAUUUUGAUAGAACUCGUUCUCUUUCAGAUGUUAGCACGAUGUAUAAUGAAGAAUUAGAGCAAAAAGAGAUUACACAAAACAAUAAUCAAAAAGAUGUAAUAACACCAGCAUUAUACGCUUUUGCGGCGCGUAUGCAUCUUGAUUUUUCUGACCCAAAAAUAUUAUUACAAGCCGUCACGCACAAAAGUUUUACAGAUACUAAUUUACCAUCAAACAAAAGUUUUAAAGAACUAGGGAAUUGCGCAAUACAGUUGUACCUUACAGAAUAUUUUCACAUAAAGUAUCCACUAUUACAUACAAAUUAUUUGAAAGAUGUGGUGGAGGUUUAUAAUGGGAGAAGUACACUAGCGACACUUGGUCACGAGAUUGGAUUAAAUUAUGUUGUGAGGUGGAACAAGUCGACAGAUGUAUUUAGCACUCCUGAAAAUGAUGGACAAUCGGAAUCUACGGAUACAAAUGAAUCCCAAGUUGCGUAUAAAUCACGGAAAGUUACUUAUACGAUAGGUCGUGUUGUGGCACAAGCCGUACAAGCUAUUGUUGGCGCAUUGUAUUUGGACAAGGGACCAAAUUCCGCACAAACAUUUGUUCACGAUCACUUAUUAUCAAGAGAAUUUGCCAUUCAAAAAUUAUAUGAUGUUAAAGAACCGAAGAGACAUUUAUCUGCGCUGAUGAAACGUCUUGAACGGGAUCAACCUAUAUCUAGGCAUUUAUAUAUUCCUUAUAUUGUUAGAUUAUUACAUGAAGCCGGUCGUAAAACAAAAGAACCUAUUUUCGUUAUCGGUACAUAUUCAGGUACCGAAAAAUUAGCUGAAGGUUUUGGAAGUAGCAUUAAAAUGGCCGAACACAGAGCAGCAAAGAAUGCUUUAUUAAAUCAUUAUUUUAAAGAAAUUAAAGAUUUUACGUUACCAUCUACUAUCGACACAUAUCAAAAACAAAUGAGUUAUAUACCUACAAAAGUUGGUGAUACGCCAGCAAAAAUCUAA
Funneliformis caledonium is the source of this 1053-nucleotide messenger RNA. NCBI's taxonomy places the organism in Eukaryota, Fungi, Glomeromycota, Glomeromycetes, Glomerales, Glomeraceae. The record is from the annotation of a GenBank genome assembly.